Papilio machaon (common yellow swallowtail) is the source of this 351-nucleotide messenger RNA. RefSeq lists its product as uncharacterized. The record is from RefSeq and is a predicted model, not a curated record. The coding region runs from base 1 to 351 and encodes 116 amino acids. The transcript has a single exon. Lineage: Eukaryota; Metazoa; Arthropoda; Insecta; Lepidoptera; Papilionidae.
AUGGAUCAGCUUAGGGUACUGAUCAACGUCAAGGAUCAGUUUAGGUCGCUGGUCAACGUCAUGGAUCAGCUUAGGGUACUGAUCAACGUCAAGGAUCAGUUUAGGUCGCUGAUCAACGUCAUGGAUCAGCUUAGGGUACUGAUCAACGUCAAGGAUCAGUUUAGGUCGCUGGUCAACGUCAUGGAUCAGCUUAGGGUACUGAUCAACGUCAAGGAUCAGUUUAGGUCGCUGGUCAACGUCAUGGAUCAGCUUAGGGUACUGAUCAACGUCAAGGAUCAGUUUAGGUCGCUGGUCAACGUCAUGGAUCAGCUUAGGGUAUUGAUCAACGUCAAGGAUCAGUUAGGCCACUGA